AUGUUUGAAUUCCAAAUUGCUUUUCGAGGUCAAAACGAGAGUAAAAAAAUUGGAAAACAAAGUCUAAAAGCUCUCAGCCGGCUUGAGUACUUGAAUUCUGCACUCAACCUGAUUGAACAACGCGUUGAGAUCAUCACACUGAGGAUCGUCAACCUGCAGAGUUGCCACACAAAACUGCGGCAGAUAGACAGCAUCGAGCUGGCCAACGUAACGAAGAACAUCAUCCUCGAUAUAUCAACUAACGCGGCCUUAGAGAUUCUACUGAAGAAGGCACGCAACGUCAGCGGCAGAAACUUCACGGCAAUGAGCUUGGCGUUUAGCACAGAUUAG
Molecule: messenger RNA, 330 nt
Organism: Helobdella robusta
Lineage: Eukaryota; Metazoa; Annelida; Clitellata; Rhynchobdellida; Glossiphoniidae
Exons: 3
Coding region: 1-330 (109 amino acids)
Source: RefSeq, a predicted model, not a curated record